CUCCACCCAUCUGCCCUAAAUAGCAUUGAAAAUAACUAAUAUCACAGAGAGUUUAGGGUGGAUAGUAUGCACAUUGGGACGCAGGCCGAAUAUUUCACAAAAAUAAAUAAAUGAAAAUAAAUUCAGAACACCGGAAUUCCGGUGAUGUGCGUCACCAAGAACCCAUCCGCCCCCAGCGCGAGCACCUCGGCUCUGCUGCUGUUUCUCCGUGACCGGCCUCGGUGGAUAAUGUACACGUAGAAAGUGGUCGAUGUGUUUAUUCUGCAGGCAUGUACAAAGCGUGUUUCGUCGCUCAUGUGGCGGUGCUGUUUGUUGGGUUCACAGGGUCGUGCUCCACACGGGACAGUCUCAGAGUCAGAGAGGAAUGGACUGGUGCUGAGCGAGGGCUGCCUGAGCUGAGACUCCGGACGCUGCACUGGCAGGACCUGCUGGACGUGUGUGUCCGUGUGCGGCUCUCCGUGCGUCCUCUGUUGCCAAACGAAUCGCUGAUGAUUGAGUGGAGCGACUCUGAAUCGGGUGACUCCUGCUCGCUGCACAUGUGGAAACGGAGCAACAACACUCUCAGGUGGACCAGCUGGGACGAUACGCUGCUACAGCCUCGUAAAGCUAAAAUUCAGAAGCAUGUAAGGAACGUGACGUCCCAUCAGGCCUUUUGGAUUGUGAGGUAUGACUGUUUCCCGGCCCAGCCUGGAUCCACGGUCAGCGUGUCUGUUCACAGCCACAGUGGUGUGCUCAUCAGCAGGUCUUACAGCAUAGAGCACACAGUGCCCAAAGCCAGUGUCACGGUGGAUGAACAUGCUAAACGCUUCACUGUACGAGUGGAAACAGACCAAAGCGCGGUGGAGAUCAGCCUGUGCUACAACAAUUCACACGCAGAGUGUGAAGGAAACUAUUUUAAUAAGACUGAACCGGAGGUUAAAACCUUCAAUCUGAGCUUCCCCUACCUGAUACCCUGUGUCUGUGUGCAGCUGUGGUUUCCAGGCCCUGAUUCCAGAAGAAACACACAGUGUCCCUUAAAAGAGAAAGCGCUGCCACAUGGAGGUGAUAUCUUGUCCUCGAGUUCAGUUAAAGUUCGUGGCUCUGUUCUGGAGUGGAAGCCUCUCUGCCCCGCUGACCAAUCAGAUCCCUCCGUCUCUCUGUGCUGGCGAAUCCACACGCAGAACUCUUACUGUGUCCCCGCCCCCAACGCCACCCUCCGCGGGACCAGACGGCAGUAUAACGUGUCUGCUGUGGAUAAACACCCUCAGAUGUGUGUGAAGUUUUCUCUAAAUGGCAGUGGUCAGGUGUUCUGUCCGUUUGAGUCAGAGGGCCGCUCUGAGUGGAGCGUGGCGGUCGUUCCUGGAUCUCUGCACCUGCUCCUGCUCCUGAGGUCCAGCGUCGCCGCUUCGUUUGCUGCUCAGCUGUGCAUCAGAGACGGAGAGACGUGUGUGUCUCAAGGAAACAUCAUCUCUCGCCGGGUGGACGGGGGCGCUGCUGAGGCUGAGCUGAGCGUGCCCUUCACCUUCCUCUCCUCAGCACUGUGUGUGCAGGUGUGGCGCUUGGAUCUCCGUGGAAGACGAAUCCUUUGCCCUGACUUCACACACAGGCGCUGGGGUCUCAUCAUCAGCACCGCAGUGACUCUUCUGGCCGCGGUGACCGUACUGGUCUGCAUCACAUGCUACCUGUUCAAAGAAAGCGCAUCAGUGUGGAGGAGCGCUGAGAGACGUCCCGUGCUGCUCGUGUGCUCGUCUGACGAUGCGGCCCACAUCGCUGCCGUCUGCAGUCUAGCCUCCGGCCUGCAGGGGGAGCUCUUGAUGGACGUGCGGCUGGCGCAGUGGGCGUCCUCUCUGGCUCAGCUGGGGCCCGUGCCGUGGCUGUACGGACAGUGUCAGGCCGUGCAGAAGGCCGGAGGUCUCGUCCUGAUCGCCUGGAGCCCUGACGCCCAUCAGGCUUUUCUGAGACGGGCGAAGAGCGAUUGGGUCGCUGGAUCACAGUUCUCCGAGACAGGGCUGUACAGUGCUGCUGAGGAGGAAGAGCAGAGGUGCUGUGAUGGAGAAUGGAUGGAGAAGCCGGUGGAGUCGUCCUUUAUCACGGCUCCUGUGCUCGACGCCGCCCUCUGCUGUCUGUGGACGGGAUUACACAGUGAUGGCCACGCCAGGGGGUUUGGACUGGUGUGCUUCCAGGGCCUUAACAACAACAGCAGCAGCACUUACAUCCCCAAACAGCUCCGCUGUGUCCCGAAGUACUGUCUCCCCAAGGACCUGUCCUCUUUACUACGCCACCUGGGAGAGCCCACAGGGGCCCAAGGGAGUGGGCGAUGUUGGCCCCGUCUUCUGUCCAAGGCGCUGGCGUUCUUCAUGUGGCGUCAGCUAGCGCGCAGACUAAAGGCGGGACUUCCUGUGCCGAGCAAAACAAAGCGAAAGACAUUGAUGCAAAAAAAGCAGCAAAGUAAAGUUGUAUCAGCGUGUUUGUGUUCAAAGAAACAUUCUGCACCAGAGCUACUAUGAGCCUGCUGCUGAGAUGAAGCGGUUUCUCUCUGACUGAACUCCUGCUGUCCUCUGAUUGGCUGCAUGUGAAGGGCCGGGGCAGAUCUGUCCAGCAGGGGGCAGAAACAUCAAACUCGUCUUCAGGUCUUCCUGUGAAGUCCCUGGUAAACCACUGGCGCUGUACCUGACAAAAUACUAUAGUGAUUUACAGUGUUUUUGAACCAUACUAUAGUAAAGUACUUGCAUUAAUUUGUUGUGGUAAUUCUAUAGUUUCUGUGGUAAAAUAACAACUAUAGUAAUAUAAACAAAUGAAGUCUUCUUUAUCUACAGGGUAUAUUACAAUACAUUAGUUUACUGUUGUAAAAACUAAAGUGUACUACAGUAUUUAUAACAGUUUAUCAGUUCACUGUAGUUAAUAGUACAGUAUGCUGUAGCAUUCAUUAACUAGGUGUUGUAAAUACGAGAAUAUAUACAGUAUACUAUAGUUUGGUUCAGAAACACUAUAAUAUUUACUAUAAAUGGCUGUAGUAUUUUCUCAUGUGCGCUGUAUGUCCCUGGUGUUCAUGCCGUUAUCUCGAGCCCCACUGUUUCUGUUCAAGUGAUUUCAAACGGAUUUAAUCCGUCCUUCUUCUAGCUUGCACUAUUCUAGACAACGCUUGAAACUUCAUAUUGCUGGCACUUUUUGUGUUAUUGCCUGCUUAAUAUGAAUCACUUGUUGUAUUAUUUUACAGACACCUUUAUCCAAAGUAACUUACAAAUGAGGUAAAUGUACAGUGCCUGAAAACACGAUCUGACUUCAUCUUAAAUAAAAU
Messenger RNA from Cyprinus carpio (common carp), 3277 nucleotides. RefSeq names its product interleukin 17 receptor E. Lineage: Eukaryota; Metazoa; Chordata; Actinopteri; Cypriniformes; Cyprinidae. The record is from RefSeq and is a predicted model, not a curated record. Gene Ontology annotation, molecular function: interleukin-17 receptor activity.